CUCCCCUCCCUCCCUCCCAGGCACUCCAUAUCUCAACUCCGUCUCUUAGGGGCGAGGCGAGAGGCGGGCGGGGAGGCGACGCGGGGGAGGAGGGAGAGGAUAAAAGGGCGCUCGGGAAGGAGCCCGCGCGAGACACAGCGAGACGGAGCCGCGGUGUGAAAGCGCGUGACGUCACAGGUGACGUCAUCAAGAUGGCGUCGGAACGCUACGACUGCCACUACUGCAAGGAGUCUCUGCUGGGCAAGAAGUACGUGCUGCGCGAGGAGAACCCGUAUUGCGUGCGCUGCUACGAGACGCUCUACACCCACGCCUGCGAGAGCUGCAAGCAGCCAAUUGGCUGCGACUCGAAGGACCUGUCGUACAAGGACCGCCACUGGCACGAGGGAUGCUUCAAGUGUGCCUCCUGCGAGCGCUCUCUCGCCGAUAAAGCGUUCAGCGCACGCGAUGAGAAGCUCCUCUGCACCGAAUGCCACGCCAACCAAUACUCGGCCAAGUGCGCCGCCUGCAACAAGCCCGUGCUGCCCGGCACGCGCAAGAUGGAGUUCCGCGGCAGCAGCUGGCACGAGACGUGCUUCGGGUGCGCCCGAUGCCAGCAGCCGAUCGGCAGCAAGAGCUUUGUGCCGCGCGAGAAGGAUCAGUACUGCGUGCCGUGCUACGAGAAGCAGUUCGCUCAGCACUGCACCCUCUGCAAGAAGGCCAUCACAGCGGGUGGCGUGACGUACCGUGACGGGCCGUGGCACCGCGAGUGCCUCGUGUGCACCUCGUGCAAGCGCGCCCUGGCGGGCCAGCGCUUCACGUCGCGUGACGACUUCCCCUACUGCCUCGAGUGCUUCUCGGGACUCUACGCCAAGCGCUGCGUCGCCUGCGCCAGCCCCAUCAGCGGUCUGGGCGGUGCCAAGUACAUCUCGUUCGAGGAGCGGCAGUGGCACGACGACUGCUUCACGUGCAAGCGCUGCGCCGUGUCGCUGGUGGGUCGCGGCUUCCUGACCGAGCGCGACGACAUCCUGUGCCCCGACUGCGGCCGCGACCUCUGAACUCCAAAAUAGCCCCCCCAGCCCCCCCUAGCACCCCACACACCCCCACACCAUCGCCACCACCGCCCCGGGAUCGAGUCCACGACCUCCUGUAUACCGGGCGAGGUAGUUAACAUCUACCCAGCUACCGUGUCGCGACAAGACCCACGACACCCUCCCAUGUCUGUGGGUCUCGGUGUUGAACUUCUUUCGUACAUAGCCAACCGUGCUAAUCUGUGUGGGCCUCUGUGGGUCUCUAAAGAGGGAGGGAGGGGGGGCUGCAUGACCGAUGGGUAUCGUCACCACAAAUAUACACACACACAGACUCACACAGCCACACACAGCCACACAUAGACACACACACAGACACACACACAGACUCACACACACACAGACUCACACAGCCACACACAGAAACAUAGACACACACACAGACUGACACAGACACACACAGAUUCACACACAGACAGAUACACACACACAGACACGCACACACAGACACACACAUACACGCACCCCGUGGAACACUGCAGACGGGUUAUGAGAAGCGGGGGACAAGGCGGGGGGGGAUAGAAGGAUGGGGGUACGGACUCACUACCCUCCCCAAAGCGGCUUCCGAUCCAACAUUAGGUGUACGAGAGUGUCUCCUCCACUAGCCCCCCAGCCUCAAUCCCCGGGGGGGGGGGGGUUUCGGGCGGGAGUGAUGAUGUUGUUGUUGUUGGGAUAACGUGGCGCGUUAUAUAUUCUCUCUCUCUCUUUGCAUGAGCAUAAAAGAAGGCAUGCCUCUGUGAAAACCCCAAGAACAAGCCCCGCUUGCGACGCGCGCGUGUGUGCGUGUGGAUUUUGUGGAGUGAACAAAAAAGAAACUAGCUUUGGGUGAAUAAAUUUUGGAAAGUGU
Messenger RNA from Lethenteron reissneri (Far Eastern brook lamprey), 1911 nucleotides. RefSeq names its product four and a half LIM domains protein 2-like. Lineage: Eukaryota; Metazoa; Chordata; Hyperoartia; Petromyzontiformes; Petromyzontidae. Gene Ontology annotation, cellular component: nucleus; Z disc. The record is from RefSeq and is a predicted model, not a curated record. Gene Ontology annotation, molecular function: transcription coregulator activity.